AUGGUCCAGAGUCAGAUACUGGCGCUAUCAUAUAAUACACCAUUCCGGCUCUUAUCAUCCGUGAUCAGGGCUACCAGCCACCACUUCCCCGCUGUCCCUCCCGUUGUCGCGUUCACUGGCCCUGUUGUCGGUUCCGGCCGCAUAUUGCUACGAAAGGAGUCUAUUCCAGGACUCGACGGCGUCCAGUUGAAGUGCUGUGGCUUCGUCCAACUUUCUACGUUCAUUGCUCCUGGAAAGCCCGACAAGACUCCCUUCAAAGGCUUCCAUCCAUUCCAGGUCUUUGUCAUCUUCCCCAUCCACGCCAAUCCUUGGGCAGCCCUGUUUGUCGGCCUGCUCGACCACAAUAUCAUGGUGUACCCGCCCGGCUUUGACCGCGACUACGUUUUCAUCGUCGUGCUAGAUACCUGGACCUUUCUCGAUAGGGCCACGUCCAAGUCGGCUUCCGCAGCCCUAUCACUCUCUACCCCACCGAAGCAACCGUCCUCUGGCCCUAUGGCCUUUGGGGAUGCGAAAGCUAUGUUUGCCUCGCCACCAAAACCAACAGUUCACCGAUCUCCUCCUAUCCCGUCUACUCCUCCCACGUCUGCUUCGCUCGAACCGACUAUACCACCGGCCAAGCGAACAAACUCUAACUGCGGCCAGACCCCUACGAAGAAACGACGUCUGUCCCCGGCCUCUUCUAGCACCAUUCUAUCUUCUCAGAGCAAGGAGCCUGUUGGAUCCCCCGCGAUUUCGGUUUUCUCACAAGAUGAACUUGAUAUAUCGGAGGCAGAUAUUGCCACUACCUGUCGUCCAGAUGCGCCUGCGUCCGAUUCAAUCACAGCGUUCUUGCCUGAUCCGCCCCGACCACAUCGCAACCGUUAUCCCCCAAAGAAAUAUCAGGAACUUGUCUAA
This is a messenger RNA of Fusarium vanettenii 77-13-4, 894 nucleotides long. RefSeq lists its product as uncharacterized. The record is from RefSeq and is a predicted model, not a curated record. Bases 1 to 894 code for a protein of 297 amino acids. Lineage: Eukaryota; Fungi; Ascomycota; Sordariomycetes; Hypocreales; Nectriaceae. The transcript has 3 exons.